Eriocheir sinensis (Chinese mitten crab) is the source of this 2539-nucleotide messenger RNA. RefSeq names its product glucose-6-phosphate isomerase-like. Gene Ontology annotation, biological process: gluconeogenesis; glucose 6-phosphate metabolic process; glycolytic process. The record is from RefSeq and is a predicted model, not a curated record. Lineage: Eukaryota; Metazoa; Arthropoda; Malacostraca; Decapoda; Varunidae. The coding region runs from base 74 to 1744 and encodes 556 amino acids. Gene Ontology annotation, molecular function: carbohydrate derivative binding; glucose-6-phosphate isomerase activity; monosaccharide binding. Gene Ontology annotation, cellular component: cytosol. The transcript has 10 exons.
CAGACGCACCGCCAACCCUGCAGACAGCCGCAGCCACCUCAGCCACUCUCUGCCAGGCCACCACACAGACACCAUGGAGGGGAAAGCCUAUCUCACCGACGAGUCCGCCUACAAGACCCUCCAGCAGUACUACAGCAGCAAUGGCGCCAAACUUAAUAUCCUGCAGAUGUUCAAGGAGGACCCGGACCGCUUCAAGAAAUACAGCAUCACCUUGAGCACACCUAGCGAUGGCGACAUUCUCUUUGACUACAGCAAGAACCGCAUCAAUGGCGAGGUGAUGAAGCUCCUCAUGGACCUGGCCCGGGCCCGCAAGGUGGAGGCUUCACGGGAUGCCAUGUUCUCCGGGGAAAAGAUCAACUUCACCGAGGACCGAGCAGUCUUGCACAUUGCCCUGCGGAACCGUUCCAACACCCCUGUCAUGGUGAACGGGGAGGACGUGAUGCCCGGGGUGAACGCUGUGCUUGCCCACAUGAAGGAGUUCUGUGGCAAGGUCAUCUCCGGCGACUGGAAAGGCUACACAGGCAAGGCCAUUACUGAUGUGGUGAACAUUGGCAUUGGCGGCUCUGACCUCGGCCCCCUCAUGGUCACCGAGGCCCUCAAGCCGUACGCUAUCGGCCCCAACGUCCACUUCGUGUCCAACAUUGACGGCACACACAUGGCCAAGACCCUCAAGCUCCUGAACGCGGAGACGACCCUCUUCAUCAUCGCCUCCAAGACUUUCACCACCCAGGAGACCAUCACCAACGCCACCUCCGCCAAGAAGUGGUUCCUCGACACCGCCAAGGAUGCUUCAGCUGUGGCCAAGCACUUCGUCGCCCUGUCCACCAACGGGCCCAAGGUAAAGGACUUUGGCAUUGACGAGGCCAACAUGUUCGGCUUCUGGGACUGGGUGGGCGGCCGCUACUCCCUGUGGUCAGCUAUCGGCCUUUCCAUCGCCCUGCACAUCGGUUACGACAACUUUGAGAAGCUCCUCGCUGGCGCCCACUUCAUGGAUAACCACUACAAGACGGCUCCCCUUGAACAAAACAUUCCUGUGAUCCUGGCCAUGUUGGGGGUGUGGUACUCGAACUUCUAUGGCGCUGAGACCCAUGCCCUGCUGCCUUAUGACCAGUACCUGCACCGCUUUGCCGCGUACUUCCAGCAGGGAGACAUGGAGUCCAACGGAAAGUACGUUACAAGGAGCGGGCGCACGGUUCAGUACAGCACGGGGCCCAUCGUGUGGGGCGAGCCGGGCACCAACGGGCAGCACGCCUUCUACCAGCUCAUCCACCAGGGCACACGCCUCAUCCCCGCUGACUUCAUCGCCCCAGCCAAGUCACACAACCCCAUCGCCGACAACCUCCACCACAAGCUGCUCCUGGCUAACUUCCUUGCCCAGACGGAGGCUCUCAUGAAGGGCAAGACUCCUGCUGAGGUGGAGGCAGAGCUGAGCAAGGCCGGCAUGCCUGAGGACCAGAAGAAGCGGAUCCUCCCCCACAAGGUGUUCGAGGGUAACCGCCCCACCAACUCCAUCAUGGUGGAGAGCCUCACCCCCUUCACCCUCGGCGCCCUCGUUGUCAUGUACGAGAUGAAGAUCUUCACCCAGGGCGUCGUCUGGGACAUCAACUCCUUCGACCAGUGGGGCGUUGAGCUCGGCAAGCAGCUGGCCAAGGCCAUUGAGCCUGAGCUGCAGGACAAGAACCCCGUGUCCUCGCAUGACGCCUCCACCAACGGCCUCAUCAACUUCAUCAAGAACCAUCUCUAAGGCGACCCAGCGGUUCCUGCCGGGCAUGGGUGUCGUGGGCUGUGGUCCAGGGGUGGCGGUGGCGGUGGUGGUCGGCUCUGGUCAUUGUGCUAUAGUUGUACAUGUGUUAAGACAUUUCUUUUAUAGAUAAUAUAUAUUUAAUUUAAAGCUGACAAUAUAUAUUUUCAUCAGUUUCAGAUGAUAUUUGUUAGUCUUCCCAUAUAGUUCAGGAGUAAAUCCUGUAAACUGUGCAAUAUCUACAAGAUUACUGUAUAUCUUGUAAAUAUUCCCAUGUCAACGUUAUGGGUAAGUCAAGAGAGAUGAAAAGUGCUGAAAAUCCCGAGUCAUCCUCGUACUGGAGUAUGUUUGCUUUAUUCCCAAAAGUGAACGGGGUGGUGUGAUGCAUGUCUGUCUUGUCUUGCUUGGGGCCCGGUGCAGCGAUGUGCAUUAGGUGGUUUACAAGUGGAAUCAUUUGUACUGGUUGUUAUGUUACGCUGAGUGUAGCUGGGAAGGUAUGACAGUAAACUUGUGUGUUGUUCUGACUUGUUUGUAGCAGAUUGCUGUACUUUGUAGAUAAUGUACUCUGUAGAUAGGGAAGCUACUGUAGUGUGUAUGCUGUUGGUUGAUUAUGGAAGAAUUUAAUUGUCAUUCCCCAUAGCAUAAUGUGCCCAUCUGCGAUACAUUUAAAAAUAUCGGUUGACGGCACCACUAGGUAUUCUUGUUGCAUAAAGCUGAGCGUUUUUUCCAUCCUGCAGUUUUGUACACACACAUUGGUCAUAUUGAUUAUCAUUUAAAUAAAACAUCCAGAGUAAAAAC